UCUGGGGAGCGUGAGCCAGUGGGUGGCGCGCGGCGCAUGGUGGCGGCUCCUCUCGGAGCGCAGCCGACCCGCUGACCUGGGCUCCGUUCCCCCUUGCCCAGCGCGCCUUGCAAGCCGACUGGAGGCAGAAACAGCAGCAGUACUAACAGGAGCAGCGGCGGCUGCUUCGCCGCGGGAGCAUGGAGUGCGCCUUGGACGCCCAGAGCCUGAUCAGCAUCUCCCUGCGCAAGAUCCACAGCUCCCGGACCCAGCGCGGCGGCAUCAAGCUGCACAAGAACCUCCUAGUGUCCUACGUGCUCCGCAACGCGCGCCAGCUCUACCUGAGCGAGCGCUACGCCGAGCUCUACCGGCGCCAGCAGCCUCCGCUGCAGCCGCAGCCGCCCCUCCACCAGCACCAGCCCCUCGGUUACGCGGCGGCGGCGCCCGGCAUGCCGGCCAGCGCGGCCGACUUCGGCCCACUCCAACUUGGCGGCGGCGCGCCCUCCGCGCCCUCCGCGCCCCCAGGGGCCGCCCCUCCGGCCGCCGCCUCCCCGCCCAUCUCCCCGGCCCCCGCCUCCUCCGGCUUCUACCGGGGCGCGUACCCGGCCCCCUCGGACUUCGGCGUUCACUGCAGCAGCCAGACCACCGUGCUGGACCUGGACACACACGUGGUGACCACGGUGGAAAACGGCUACUUGCACCAGGACUGCUGCGCCUCCGCCCACUGCCCCUGCUGUGGCCAGGGCGCUCCGGGACCGGGCCUGGCGUCCGCCGCCGCUGGGUGCAAGCGCAAGUAUUACCCUGGCCAGGAGGACGAGGACGACGAGGAGGAGGAAGAGGGCGACUUGGGGGCCGAGCCCCCCGGGGGCGCCCCGUUCGCCCCCUGCAAGCGCGCCCGCUUCGAGGACUUCUGCCCGGACUCGUCCCCGGACGCGUCUAACAUCUCAAACUUGAUCUCCAUCUUUGGCUCGGGCUUCUCGGGGCUGGUGAGCCGACAGCCGGACUCCGAGCAGGCGCCGUCGCUCAACGGGCAGCUGUGCGCCAAGCAGGCGCUCGCCAGCCUCGGCGCCUGGACUCGAGCCAUUGUCGCCUUCUAGGGACCCCCGUGGGCACAGGGACCCCGGGCCCCGCGGGGCUAGGGCCAGACAAAGACUCGACCAAGGGGCGAGAGGAGGGAGAAAGCAGGCGCCCAGCCACUCGGACCUGAGCUGGGGGCGAGCAGGGGGAGGCGGCUGAUGUUUUAUAACUGUAAAAUAAAAAAA
Molecule: messenger RNA, 1241 nt
Organism: Octodon degus (degu)
Lineage: Eukaryota; Metazoa; Chordata; Mammalia; Rodentia; Octodontidae
Gene: Ier5l
Product: immediate early response 5 like
Exons: 2
Coding region: 180-1076 (298 amino acids)
Source: RefSeq, a predicted model, not a curated record